Messenger RNA from Rotaria socialis, 942 nucleotides. NCBI's taxonomy places the organism in Eukaryota, Metazoa, Rotifera, Eurotatoria, Philodinida, Philodinidae. The record is from the annotation of a GenBank genome assembly.
AUGAGUUUCCUUACGAGAACAUUAUCACAAGUUCUUACACGUUCAACAACAACAACAACAAGAUCUACACUUCUUUUGAAACCACAUCCUGCGACGUCAUUAGCACUUCGCUUAGCAUCAACAAAUCCAUCUCAACAAAGUGAUGGUGAUAAACAACAAAAAAAAUAUGAAUAUUUACUAGUAGAUACUAAAGGACAAAACUCUAAUGUAGCACUUGUUCAACUCAAUCGACCAAAAGCAUUAAAUGCAUUAUGUGAUGGUUUGAUGAAAGAAUUGAGUACAGUGUUAGAAUCACUGGACAAAGAUGAUAAAAUUGGUUGUAUUGUUUUAACAGGCAGUACACGUGCAUUUGCUGCUGGUGCCGAUAUCAAGGAAAUGCAAAAUAAUAAACUCGCACAAGUAGUUGGCUCAGGUUUUCUCGAUCAAUGGUCAGCAGUAGCACGAGUUAAAAAGCCAAUUAUUGCUGCUGUAAAUGGUUUUGCAUUAGGUGGUGGUUGUGAAUUAUCAAUGAUGUGUGAUAUUAUAUAUGCUGGGGAGAAAGCUGAAUUCGGUCAACCAGAAAUUAUUAUUGGUACUAUUCCAGGUGCUGGUGGAACUCAACGUUUACCUCGGUACGUUGGAAAAUCAAAAGCAAUGGAAAUGGUGUUAACAGGCGAUCGAAUUAAUGCAAAAGAAGCUGAAAAAAUUGGUUUAGUUAGUGCUGUUUUUCCAGUUGAUAAGCUUGUUGAUGAAGCUAUUAAAACAGCUGAAAAAAUUGCAAGUCAUUCAAGAAUUGUCGUACAAUUAGCUAAGGAAGCAGUCAAUACGGCAUUUGAAACAACAUUGGCUGAAGGAAAUCGUUUUGAAAAGCGUCUAUUUCAUACAACAUUUGGCUUAGCUGAUAGAAAAGAAGGCAUGACUGCAUUUUUAGAGAAACGAAAACCAAACUUUACCGGCCAAUAA